AUGCAUUUUCUUCAAGCUCCAGUUCAGGGCCAUUACGAUGACAUUGAGACUGAAUCUCAGGAUGGUCAAUCACAAUUGGAAAGUAAUGCUGAUGAAUCCCUCGCACUGACAAAUGCUGACGAUGGUCUUCGUUCAGUCGGUCAAAUUCGUGGUGACUAUGACGAUGUUGAGGCUGAAGACGCUAAAUUGGAGGAAGGCCAGUUACACGUGGACAGUGAUCCUGAUGAACCCCUCACAUUGACAGAUGCUGACAAUUGUCUUUCUUCACUUGGCAGACUUGUCGACACUCAGGCUGAUAGCACAGAGACAGUGAGGCUGAGACUUGAGAAUGGAGGCAGUCCUUGUGCUGGUCGAGUGGGGAUUCACUACGAUUGGCUGUGGGGGACUGUGGAUGAUGAUAAAUGGGACCUUCUGGAUGCUUCUGUUGUUUGUCGGGAGCUGGACUGUGGGAGUGCGGUCUCUGCCCCAAGGCAGGCUUACUUUGGAGAAGGAUCCGGACCCAUUAUGACCUGGAACGUUGAGUGCAAUGGGAUCGAGCGCGCUCUGCGGGACUGUCAAUCAGUGCGAUGGGAUCACUACACCGCGUCAUACACCAACAAUGCUGGUGUCAUCUGCUCAGAUCACAUCCUUCCAAGAUUGGUGCCUGGAAAUUCCCAGUGCUUCGGCAGACUGGAGGUACAGUUCGUUAACACCUGGGAAACAGUGUGUGGUCUUGACUGGGAUUUAAAAAACGCCAACGUGGUCUGUGCACAGCUUCAUUGUGGGGUCGCCGUGUCUGUGUCAAGCUCUGCUCAUUCUGGAGGCGGUAAUGUGCUCAUGGCAUCUGAGGUCAUUCAAUGUACUGGCAACGAGACUCAUCUGGGGAAGUGCCCGCGGUCUCCAGCCAAUCACCAGGAUUGCAGUGCACACAACAAUGUCACCCUGAUAUGUUCUGGCAGACCUGUCGACACUCAGGCCGAUAGCACAGAGACGGUGAGUCUGAGACUGGAGAAUGGGAGCAGUCCUUGCGCUGGUCGAGUGGAGAUUCACUUCAUGGGUCUGUGGGGGACUGUGCAUGAUGAUUAUUGGGACAUGCAUGCUGCUACUGUUGUGUGUCGGGAGCUGGACUGUGGGAUCGCGCUUUCUGCCCCACUUGGGGCUCACUUUGGAGAAGGAUCUGGACCCAUUGUGACUAAAAUGGUUUGGUGCAAGGGGACAGAGCGCACUCUGCGGGACUGUCCAUCACAUGAAUGGGGUCACUACACCGUUCCCCAUUCCAAUGAUGCUGGUGUCAUCUGUUCAGGAAACCAUGGACCCCGAUUGGUUGGUGGGAAGAACAGGUGCUCUGGGCGAGUGGAGGUUCUGCACGGGAAGCAGUGGGGAACGCUGUGUGGUGAUUUCUUUGACUCAAAAACUGCUAGAGUAGUCUGUGAGCAUCUUCAAUGUGGGACUGUCAAGUCGAUUCACAGCGAUGAUCGAUUUGGGAGGGAAGCCGGACCAGUGUGGACGGAUAAGUACAAUUGCCAUGGAAACGCGAGACGAUUGUGGGACUGUCCAAUUUCACAGGGGGAAAUGUUCAACUGCUCCCAUGGAAAUGUCGCCAAUGUCAUCUGCUCGGGUGUGUCUGAUGAUAGUUGGUCACCAAGACUGGUGAAUGGGAGAAACCGCUGUGAUGGCCAAGUUGAGGUUUACUACAAUGGAAUCUGGGGAAGAGUACAGGACUCCCUGUGGGAUCUGAAUGCUGCUCAUGUUGUGUGCAGAGAGCUGGGAUGCGGUUAUGCCUUGGAAACGCAUAACUCUUCAAACUACGUGGAUAGCAAUGAGCGUCCAUUGAUGCAUAGUAUCCAGUGUCACGGACAGGAAUCACAGAUCCGAGAUUGCAACAUUUCCAAUUCUUUGAAAUCGUCUGUGACUGACAGCGGGGGCGUAGGCAUCCUCUGUUCAGAACAUAUCCAGUUAAGGCUGUCAGAUGGAGGAACCCGUUGUGCUGGUCGAUUGGAAAUUUACUACAAAGGGACAUGGGGAUCAGUUUGUGAUGACUCCUGGGAUGUGAGAGACGCUGAAGUGGUUUGUAAACAACUGGGUUGUGGAGGUGCACUGGAAAGGGUCCUUCCUUCCUCCUGCGGGCCGGGCACAGGGCCAGUUUGGUUGAAAGACGUGAACUGUUCUGGAAACGAAUCAUUUCUCUGGGAAUGCCCUUCAGCACCAUUCGGUCAGCAAGACGACUGUUCUCAUAAAGAGGACGUAAAAAUAAUGUGCUCAGAACACAAGGAGAUGCGGCUGGUGAAUGGAAAGCAUCGGUGCGAGGGGAGAGUGGAAGUGUUCUACAAUGAGGCCUGGGGAACGGUGUGCUCAGAAAGUCUGGACUUCCACGAUGGGGAAGUGAUUUGUAAACAGUUGCAGUGCGGUGCUCUCCAGGACAUUGAUUAUUACACUAAGUUAUUCGGAGCAGGAACGGGACCUAUUUGGCUCGAUGACGUGGAGUGCCUGUCACACGAGCCAACGCUGUGGCAAUGUAAGAGAAAUCCGUGGGGUCAACACAACUGCGACCACAGGGAAGAUGCAGGUGUUGUUUGUUCAGGUAACACAGCAAAUCUAAAUUUUCAGUUGUCAUUUCAAAAACUGAUUUACAAUGGAGUCAACAUGUUCCUCCUCUUCACAGAGACCAAUGCAACAAAGGAGCAGUCCCUCAAUUCAAGUUCUUGCCAUCAGCAAGCAGAUUCGCAACACAGCGUGAGCCUGGUUGGAGGAAGCAGCAACUGUGCUGGGAGAGUGGAGAUAAUGUGCGAUGAAGGUUGGGGCGCGUUGUGUGGCGAUUCCUGGGAUAUAACUGAGGCCAAUGUUGUCUGCAGACAGCUGGGAUGUGGCUUCGCUCUAUCAUCCCAAGGAGGGUCCGCUUAUUCCCAGGCUAAAGGCAUAAUCUGGCAGAACGAUGUGAAGUGUAAGGGAAGUGAAUCCUCUCUGUCAGACUGUCUCUCCCUGGAGCUAAAGCAAAAGGAGUGUGAUCACAAGGGAAUUGCCCAUGUGAUCUGUUCUGGACCUGAUUUGUUGCUGCCAUCCCGUUCAACUCCACUUGCUGGACAGGCAAGGGCAUCUAUUUCCAUACCUGGCAUCAUCUGCUUAGCGUUGGCAGUCCUGUUAAUCUGUGAUGUGAUCGCGCUGCUGGUCGUAAUGCAGAGAAAAUAUCAAAGGAAAGGCCGUUACACUGGUGGCUCAAGCCUUGGUUUGUAUCAAGGAAUUUAUGAAGAAAUUGCGGACAUUCCCCCUGUCAAGAAGACUUCUGAGAAACAUGGGUCAGCUCCAGUUCAGGACCAUUACGAUGACAUUGAGACUGAAUCUCAGGAUGGUCAGUCACAAUUGGAAAGUAAUGCUGAUGAAUCCCUCGCACUGACAAAUGCUGAUGAUGGUCUUUGUUCAGUCGGUAAAUGUUAGAGUCUAUUUCAGCAUGGGCUGCCCCGAG
This is a messenger RNA of Hemiscyllium ocellatum (epaulette shark), 3439 nucleotides long. Its product is annotated as deleted in malignant brain tumors 1 protein-like. Gene Ontology annotation, cellular component: membrane. Bases 1 to 3411 code for a protein of 1136 amino acids. NCBI's taxonomy places the organism in Eukaryota, Metazoa, Chordata, Chondrichthyes, Orectolobiformes, Hemiscylliidae. The transcript is spliced from 17 exons. The record is from RefSeq and is a predicted model, not a curated record.